Molecule: messenger RNA, 2861 nt
Organism: Chinchilla lanigera (long-tailed chinchilla)
Lineage: Eukaryota; Metazoa; Chordata; Mammalia; Rodentia; Chinchillidae
Gene: Ano2
Product: anoctamin 2, calcium activated chloride channel
Exons: 24
Coding region: 31-2847 (938 amino acids)
Biological process (GO): chloride transmembrane transport
Cellular component (GO): plasma membrane
Molecular function (GO): protein dimerization activity; chloride channel activity
Source: RefSeq, a predicted model, not a curated record
CCAGUCGACCAGAAAGUGGCCUUUGUUCCAAUGGAUCUAGAGAACCUGCCUGUCAUCAAUAACUACCUGGAUGCCAAUGAGCCUGUGUCCUCGGAGGCCCGCCUGAGCCGCAUGCACUUCCAUGACAACCAGAGGAAGGUCGACUAUGUGCUGGCCUACCACUACCGGAAACGUGGGGUGCACCUGGGCCAUGGAUCCCCUGGCCACUCGCUGGCCGUCAUCUCCAAUGGGGAGACAGGCAAGGAGCGCCAUGCUGGGGGCCCUGGUGACAUUGAGCUGGGCCCACUUGAUGCUCUGGAGGAGGAGAGGAGGGAGCAGCGGGAGGAGUUUGAGAACAACCUGAUGGCGGCCGGCCUGGAACUGGAGAAGGACUUGGAGAGUAAAAGCCAGGGAUCCGUCUUUGUCCGGAUACACGCCCCGUGGCAGGUGCUGGCCAGAGAGGCAGAAUUCUUGAAGAUCAAAGUUCCCACCAAGAAAAUGUACGAGAUCAAAGCAGGAGGCAGCAUUGCGAAGAAGUUUAAUGCGAUUCUGCAGAAGCUGAGCUCGCCACUGCAGCCCAGAGUUCCAGAGCAUAGCAACAACAGGAUGAAGAACCUGUCCUACCCAUUCUCCAGGGAGAAAAUGUACCUGUACAACAUCCAGGAAAAGGAUACCUUCUUUGACAAUGCCACCCGUAGCCGCAUUGUGCAUGAGAUUCUGAAGCGCACGGCCUGUUCUCGAGCCAACAACACGAUGGGCAUUAACUCUCUGAUAGCAAACAAUAUCUAUGAGGCCGCCUACCCGCUUCAUGAUGGUGAAUAUGACAGUCCAGGGGAUGACAUGAAUGACAGAAAGCUGCUGUAUCAAGAGUGGGCACGCUAUGGAGUGUUUUAUAAGUUUCAACCCAUUGACCUGAUCAGAAAGUAUUUUGGAGAAAAAAUUGGACUGUACUUUGCCUGGCUGGGCUUAUAUACAUCGUUUCUCAUCCCAUCUUCUGUGAUUGGGGUCAUCGUGUUUCUGUAUGGAUGUGCAACAAUCGAAGAAGAUAUUCCCAGCAAAGAGAUGUGUGACCAGCAGAAUGCCUUCACCAUGUGUCCCCUUUGUGACAAAUCCUGUGACUAUUGGAAUCUCAGCUCAGCCUGUGGGACCGCGCGGGCCAGCCACCUGUUUGACAACCCCGCCACUGUCUUCUUCUCCAUCUUCAUGGCUCUCUGGGCCACCAUGUUUCUGGAAAACUGGAAAAGACUACAGAUGCGACUGGGCUACUUCUGGGACCUGACCGGUAUAGAAGAGGAAGAAGAGCACUCCCGGCCUGAAUACGAAACCAAAGUUCGAGAGAAAAUGUUAAAGGAGAACGACAAGUCAGUGGUCCAGAAACUGGAAAUAAACGCAACUGAAAAUGAUGAUGAGGAUGAUGAUGAAGAUAAACUGACCUGGAAGGAUCGGUUCCCAGGUUACUUGAUGAACUUUGCCUCCAUCUUGUUCAUGAUCGCCUUGACGUUCUCGAUUGUCUUUGGGGUCAUUGUGUAUCGGAUCACAACUGCAGCUGCUCUGUCUCUCAACAAGGCCACACGCUCGAAUGUCCGGGUGACAGUAACAGCGACGGCAGUCAUCAUCAACCUCGUAGUCAUCCUCAUCCUGGAUGAGAUCUAUGGGGCUGUGGCCAAGUGGCUCACCAAAAUAGAGGUUCCAAAAACAGAACAGACUUUUGAAGAGCGCUUGAUACUUAAAGCUUUCUUGCUAAAGUUUGUCAAUGCCUACUCCCCCAUCUUCUAUGUGGCCUUUUUCAAGGGGAGGUUUGUGGGCAGACCUGGAAGCUACGUCUAUGUGUUCGAUGGCUACCGCAUGGAGGAGUGUGCCCCAGGGGGCUGCCUCAUGGAGCUCUGCAUUCAGCUCAGCAUCAUCAUGUUGGGAAAGCAGUUGAUCCAGAACAACAUCUUUGAGAUUGGAGUCCCGAAACUAAAGAAACUCUUUCGGAAGCUGAAAGAUGAGACAGAACCUGGAGAAGCUGACCCCGAGCAUUCAAAACAUCCAGAGCAGUGGGACCUAGAUUAUAGCCUAGAACCGUACACAGGGCUGACUCCGGAGUACAUGGAAAUGAUUAUCCAGUUUGGUUUUGUCACCCUUUUUGUGGCCUCCUUCCCUCUGGCACCUGUGUUUGCCCUCCUCAACAAUGUCAUUGAAGUACGGCUAGAUGCAAAAAAGUUUGUCACAGAGCUGAGACGUCCGGACGCUGUGAGAACCAAAGAUAUUGGAAUUUGGUUUGACAUUCUCUCCGGAAUCGGCAAGUUCUCUGUUAUCAUCAACGCUUUCGUCAUUGCUGUUACCUCUGACUUUAUCCCACGCCUCGUGUACCAGUACUCCUAUAGCCACAAUGGGACUCUGCAUGGCUUUGUGAACCAUACCCUCUCCUUCUUCAAUGUCAGCCAGCUGAAGGAGGGGACACAGCCUGAAAACUCACAGUUUGACCAGGAGGUUCAGUUCUGCAGGUUCAAGGAUUACCGAGAGCCACCAUGGGCACCGAACCCAUAUGAGUUUUCCAAACAGUACUGGUCUGUUCUGUCUGCCCGACUGGCUUUUGUCAUAAUCUUCCAGAACCUCGUGAUGUUCCUGAGUGUCCUUGUGGACUGGAUGAUCCCAGACAUCCCCACCGACAUCAGUGACCAGAUCAAGAAAGAGAAGAGCUUGUUGGUGGACUUCUUCCUGAAAGAGGAGCAUGAGAAGCUCAAGCUCACUGAUGAGCAGGCCCAGAGGAGCCCGGGAGGUGGGGAUCGCAGCAGGAGGAGCCGGGCAACCAGCUCAGCUCCCUCUGGCCUGAGCCCACCUGGUAGCAGAGCAUCUUCCGGCUCCCAACACACCAACGUAUGAGCAGUCCCGCUUCG